AGCUUCAAUAUAGCUGUGGAAGUCUGGACUCUACAAGAGCCUACUAGAGACAUUCUACAACCUACCCCAAUCAUGGGACAGUCAACUUCAAGCACCAACAGGGAGAAGAUGAAGAGCCCCUGUGAAUCCAACCAAAAAAAUGACGAGAUGCAGGAGGCACCAAACAGACUCUUAGCCCCCAAACAGAGCUUUCAAAAGGCAAAAACAGUAGAAUAUCUAACAAUAAUAGUGUAUUACUACAGGAAGGGUAAGAAAAUAAAUUCAAAUCAACAGGAGAAUGACCAGUCCCAAGAGAACUCCAUCAAUCCAGUCCAAGAGGAAGAGGACGAACACCUAGACUCAUCUGAAUUAUCUUCACAGGAGGACGAAGACCUAUACUCAUCUGAAAUAUCUUCACAGGAGGAUGAAGACCUAUACUCAUCUGAAGGAUCUUCACAGGAGUAUGAAGAACUAUACUCAUUUGAAGUAUCUUUACAAGAGGACGAAGACCUAUUCUCAUCUGAAAUAUCUUCACAGGAGGAUGAAGACCCAGACUUAUCUGAAGGAUCUUCACAGGAGAGAGAGGAGAACUAGUCAAACGUGGAGAAACCAAAUUGGACAAAUCCUCACCACCAAUGGCAAUGAUUACAAUAAAAUCAAGUUUGAGGAGCU
This is a messenger RNA of Piliocolobus tephrosceles (Ugandan red Colobus), 651 nucleotides long. It is a transcript of the gene SPANXN2, whose product is annotated as SPANX family member N2. Lineage: Eukaryota; Metazoa; Chordata; Mammalia; Primates; Cercopithecidae. The record is from RefSeq and is a predicted model, not a curated record. The transcript is spliced from 2 exons. The coding region runs from base 73 to 573 and encodes 166 amino acids.